CUCCAAUCAACUACCUGUGCAUAUCAAAAGACUUUGUCAAUUCUAUUGAUUUUUUAUUUAUUUUUAUUUGAGGUCAACUUAUAUACACAAACAUUUCUUUUAUUUUGAAUAAUAUUUUGAUUAUCAAAUUUCUUUUUGACAUGUUUGUCCAAGUCAUGGUCUGGUUUGCUUGAGUUUACUCGGCUUGUUGGAACAAGGAUGGGCAAUGAUCCUGAUACCUUUGGCUCUCUGUGGCUCUUGGAUUGGAUGUCCUCAUCAUGGUAUGUCGUUGAAUUUUGUAUAUGCAUUUAGAAGGACUGACUACUUUUGGUUUGCAUGUUUGCAAGUUAAAGCGUUCAACAGCAUAGUAGUUGAAACAACCAUUAAUUCUUUCUUGGGUUGACGAUCUAUUUCCCCCUGAGAAGUAUCAUAUAUCACUAGAUACACACAGACUUUUGAUCCCGUUCAAUUUCUCCACAAAAUAAAAGUUCGAAUCCUAUAUCCCCCCAAUUUGAAAGAUCGAGUUCUGUUUCCCCAUACCGUCGAAUUUAAUGGUUUACUUGGGUGAACCAGUAGCUAACCAAAAUAAACCCAUUUUAAACAUAACCACACCCGUUUGAAAACCCGACCCUAGUCUUUAAAAUCCCCGAUUCCUAAAACAAUUACAGUCACGAACCCUAACAAAUCGAAUUGGGGAAAUUGAUUUGUGGGAGAGAUAAGAGAAAUUGAAAGAUGAGUGAUGUUUCUGGAGCUUCAAGUGAGUCGUCAAUGGUGCGUUCAAGGAAAAGGUUCGUGGGUGUCCCAAAACAGUGUUGGUGCGGAUAUGAAAUCUCGACUUUGAUGUCAAGAUCAGACAAAAAUCCGUAUCGUCGUUACCAUAGGUGUUCUUAUGCUGUUUCAAAAAAGCUUGAGAAUGAUAAUCAUUUCUUCAAGUGGGUGGAUGAGGCAUUGUUAGAAGAGAUUAAUGUUCUGAAGAACAAAAUGAGUAAUCUUGAAGAAUUGGUGAAAGAAGUUAUGAUGGAACGAGGAGAAAGUGAGAAGAAGGUAUUUGAGAAGAUGGAGAUGAAGCUAGAGACAGAGCUUUUCGACAAGAUGGAGGAAGUGUUAAAGGAAGCGAAAUGGAGCAUGAAGAAGAUGUGUGCUGGUAUUGUAAUAGCUUGUGUUGUUGGGUUAGCUUCGGAAGCUCCAACUGAACUGCCUUGAUCAGUCCCUGAAACCGACCACACACAAACAUAAGAAAAUUAUAUUUUUAGAAAAAAAUUACAUGAUAAUCAAAGCUUACCUUCUGACGAUCGGAGACCAUAAUAUAUCCAUCACCAUCUCCUAAACCCAAGUCUGUCUUGAUAUGCUUCACAAACCACACCCAAUUUGGAGUGUUUUCCACUUGAACAACUGCCCAAGCAAUGGGGUAGAUUGAAUUAUCCCCAUCUCGACCAAGAGCCACUAACAACUGUCCUUUAGUUUUCCCUCUCAAGAAUGUGCCAUCCAUCCCAAUAAGAGGUCUACAUGUAGCCUGCCAUGACCUCCUAAGCACAUCGAAACACACAUAGAAACGGUCGAACACAUCUUUUCCUUCCUCAUUUCUCUUGGUCUCGACUUCCACCGAAGAGUUGAUAUUUGACUCGAGAAUCUCGGCAGCAUAGUCUCGGAUUCGAGCAAACUGAGUCUCAUACUCCUUCUGAAUCCACCCCAUUGCUUUAUUUCGAGCAGCUUGACAUUGUGCUCUAGAAACCGUGAUCUUCCACCUCUCCUUGAUCAGUUCUUCUAUCUUCAUUGGCAUGAAAUAUUUUGGUUCUUCUCUUAUCUUAUCAACAAACAGCCUAGCUAUCACAGGGACCUUAAGCAUCUCACAUUCUCCAUUUGGAACACAGCUGUGUUCAUUCUUGUACACUUUAACAUACCAUCUCUCUGGUUCUCCUUUACUCGAGCAAUAACACGCCACAGACAGUGUGAAUCCACAUUCCGACCAACACAACUAAAACCAAGUUUAGUUUUGUCAUACCUAUACUGCUUGAUAUUGUGACCAGUCUUUAGAGCGUAGUCCAAUACCGCCUCUUUGAACGCAACUCCAUUGAAGAAUACUUGGCCCUCGAAGAGAUUCCCAUCACCUCUUCUAAUUCGAUAACGCUCUCUUGUCCUCUGUCGUUUCAUUUGUUGCUCUUCACCAUCUUCCUCCUCAUCUGUAUCACUAUCAUUCUCGGUAUCGGGAUAGAUGUUAUGUCGGAUGGGAGGUUCGUUGAUGAAUGCAGCUACAUCUUCUUCAACCCGGAAAGCGUGUCUCUCCAUCUCUUCUUCGUCGUCUGAUUUAUCCCUAAGGGAAGGAAUCGUGUUUUCACUGACCGUCUCCAUUUUUUCUACUUGUAAUCAACUAAAAUCGGCUGGUAAAUCUUUCUAGGUUUCUUUGUCGAUGAAGAACACUGGGGAUUUGGGGGUUUAUGUUUUCGGGUUAAACCAAUAACAAUUGGGUUAUAAUCGGGUUUUAAUCAGGUUUUAAUCGGAUCUUAAACGGAUCUUUUCGGUUAAAUCGCGGUUUUUGUUGGGCAACAAUAGGUUUACGGUUAAAUGAUAAACAGUAAACCGGCGUUAAUCCAAACCUAUGUGUAUUGCAAUGUUUAACUUCGACGGUAUGGGGAAACAUAACUCGAUCUUUCAAAUUGGGGGAUAUAGGAUUCAAACUUUUAUUUUGUGGGGAAAUAGAACGGGAUCAAAAGUCUGUGUGUAUCUAGUGAUAUAUGAUACUUCUCAGGGGGAAAUAGAUCGUCAACGCAUUCUUUUGUCACUGAUGUUUAGUCUUGUUAAGUACUAAAUAGUUGAAACUAGAUAAUUUCAAAAGUAGGGAAUUGGGAUCAACUGCUGAAAAAUGCUCCUCUUCCGUAAGAUAUUGAGAAACACCGAAACUAACAUAUACUGUUGAUAUUGGGACCCGGAGUUCAUAUACCUCUGGGCUCUGGCACUGCAAUCAUAGCUGAAAAUGGAAACAAAAUACCUUACCAGGUACCAAAAAUGACGAUCGCUGUUGUUAAUUAUCUUCCGAGCUGUCGAUACACCUGAUUCUCAACGUAAUGCUUGGCAACAAGACCAGGGAGUUUGACUAUGUUUUCUACAUUUUGCUCCUAAACCGUUUCUGGUUAUCUAAUUUGGUGGUUGAUAAGGAUGUUCUUCUGGUUCAAUGGGAAAGGUUUACCGAAUUGAGGUUGUGAAGCCCAGUGAUUAAGAACUGGACAAGAGUAAUAAGGCCCAACUGAUUAUGAGAUAAUGUUUUGCACAUAAUGAAAGUCAAAUGAUACCUGCAAUCCGUAUUAAAUUUGAUUUUAAAAUAUAUAGAUUUUUUUGUUCUUUCUCCCAAAACAACACGAUCUAAAUAUGUUUCCAGACAUUAAACAGCCUUUUACGGAUUAAUCAAAAGUAUUGGCUACAUUAGCAAAUCGCAACUAACCAACUAUGGUUCAUGAUUACUUACAAACAAAAACUUAUUCUCUUCAUACUAACUUUCUUAUAAAGAGGCGUGUGUUUUCUUUUUUUUGGGGUCAAAUAAUUUGCACAAGACGUGUUACAAUGUACUAAGAACCUGCAAUGAAUAUUCCACCCAUAGACUGUAUCAUUUAUCUAAAUAUAAUUUCAGAGUUUAUUUAAGUAAUACAAAAACAAUAACAAAGCAAUAAUGGCUUUUUGAUGUCCCAGCUUUUAUAAUGUAGAAGAUGCUCUCUUUAACAAUUCUUAUACACGAAGCAUCACUUGUCUGUUGGUCGAAAUUCUAAAUUAAAUGAACCAAACUAAUUUUCCACUUCAAUUAUUUUUAUAAAUUCUUUACGGCAAUAGUCCUUUUCGACGAGGGACCAUCUUCCGUCUACCAACUUCUUCCACUAAUCCUUCUCUAAUCAUCCUUUUAAAUUAUAUUAAGGUUAUUACUAAGCUAAACCAUGAUCAACUAAACAUAGCAUCAUCGUCGUUUCUCUAACAGCUAGCUAUUUUUAAUCAAGAAAGGUUGUAGUAUAUUGACAGCUAAGCUAAAUCCAUGUAAGAGUUUUGUUUGUUUGUUAUAUCAUGCAGUCAGCAUAUUCGAUGGCAUCUAAUAGUAACACGACAUGGUAAACCGUAGUAGUUCAGCACCAUUCACUUGGAAUUAUGAUAUCAUUUCUAAAUUUGGUAUAACGGUGUUUGACUUUCUUAGUGAUUUACAGCCUUUUCUUUUAAAAUAUUAGUUGUUUUGUGUCUCGUGAUUUAUUUCAUAAAGGAUAACAAUGUAUUAUAUCAAUAAAUGAUUUAUCAAGAAAAUAUAAAGUGAAAGUCGGUGAUUUAGGUGUUGAUUUUUUCAAAAGAUCUAAUUGGUUACAUAUACAUAUGGAGAUUGUAUGUUUAACGUGGAAAAUAAGAAAUAUAUAGGUUAUGGUUUAUGUUCUAAGUUAUUUUUAAAUCGCAUUUAUGUUAUACGAAUUCCAUAACAUUGGAUGAUGAUCUGUGGAUUUUUGUUUCUCAUUGCAGUAUGAAUGAUUUUUUUUUUUAUCAUAAAAGAAUUUCCAUAUAGCAAGAGUUUACUAAAGUUACAUUAACUUUGGAUAGUGUGAUAAAACAAUUUUAAAGCUAUUUUAGAUAACAUUGAUAUUUAAUGACUUUAUAAAAGGGUCUCCCAUUUACAAAUAUAUCCCACAAAUUAGUAUAUAGUUUUAAUCAGUAACUCAAAUAUAACCACUAAACAUGAAUGCAUUAAUAACGGGAAUUUAAAAUUUCAUCUUGCGAACAAAGCAAUUGGGAGGAUAAAAUAUAAAAAUAUAAAGUACGAAAAAACGAGUUAAAGAAAGAAAGAAAUAAAAAUAAAAUUAAAAUAUAAAUUUGGAAAAAA
This is a messenger RNA of Brassica rapa (field mustard), 4819 nucleotides long. RefSeq lists its product as uncharacterized. The record is from RefSeq and is a predicted model, not a curated record. Gene Ontology annotation, molecular function: zinc ion binding. NCBI's taxonomy places the organism in Eukaryota, Viridiplantae, Streptophyta, Magnoliopsida, Brassicales, Brassicaceae.